AUGAUCGACCAGCUCCGUCAGGACAUUUUGAAGGUCAGAUAUGCUGAAGAGAAGCUAGGCGAGCUGACCCCCGUACGACCAAUUGCGCAAGACCCUCCCUUGAACGCCAAGAUCGCUGACUACGUUAAUAAGAACGUCUCAAGUGCUCAAUCCGACAAGAAGGCCCGCCAGCUAUGGCCGAGAUACCAGCCAUGGAAAUGA
Molecule: messenger RNA, 201 nt
Organism: Penicillium canescens
Lineage: Eukaryota; Fungi; Ascomycota; Eurotiomycetes; Eurotiales; Aspergillaceae
Exons: 2
Coding region: 1-201 (66 amino acids)
Source: RefSeq, a predicted model, not a curated record